GACGUCACCACGCUGCGGCCUGAUCUGAACUACACAGCUGAAAGAAAUUGGAGAGAACAACACGGCGCCGGAAAAAAAAAGCCACAACGUCACGUAGUCGUGUAACAACCAAAGAUAUCAAGGAGCCAGCUGAAAAAAAGUAUUGUUUUGUUUGGUAAUAAGUUACCACCGAUAGAUGAUACGCAAGAUGCCUGGUCAACUCAACAAGGUGGUGAUGCACAGAAAGAGGAAGAGUGUCUCUGAGCCCAAAAACUCCAAAAAGGUUUCUGUCCCCAGGAGGAAAUGCGUGAAAAGUCCAAAGGCGCUCUGUGAAGCGGAGAGCAGUUCGGUGGCUAGCGCUAAAAGCAAAGCGGCCGGCGACACAUCAGAGAGACUGUCUCACAUCAGCUGUGAGUGCCUCCUGUCUGCAGGCAGACAGCGAUGCUCUGCGUCUCCUCUGUUGGACGGGCAGGAUGGCAAAGAAAACGACAUGCGGACCAGCCCCUUUUUGGAGACCUGCGCAUGGUACGGUGUACAGGACAUGCGUGGUCCUGAUGACAUGGAGUGCCAAGAAUCGGACAAAAACGUGUUUCCUGAUGAUGACAGCAACCAGAUUCUUCCUGUGGAACAGUUUUUCGGAAAUCUGGAUGAGUUACAGGAUUUUCCUCAAAGAACAUCAGCGACGACUUCUCGUCAUCAGAGAAGGCACAGGCGGCGCCAUUAUUACGCUCUGGAAGACAGCGAUGAAGAGCAGCAGGAGGCAGAGGCAGAGGCAGGCCUCAGCAGUACACAGCAAGAGGAUACUUUGUGACGGCGUCUUACUUUCUGCACUCAGAAACUUUUCAGCACUUAGCUUGAAAAAAAAAAAAAAAGUGUAUAAA
This is a messenger RNA of Entelurus aequoreus (snake pipefish), 860 nucleotides long. It is a transcript of the gene lg07h1orf174, whose product is annotated as linkage group 07 C1orf174 homolog. The record is from RefSeq and is a predicted model, not a curated record. The coding region runs from base 176 to 790 and encodes 204 amino acids. The transcript has 4 exons. Lineage: Eukaryota; Metazoa; Chordata; Actinopteri; Syngnathiformes; Syngnathidae.